Messenger RNA from Gossypium raimondii (Peruvian cotton), 747 nucleotides. RefSeq lists its product as hypothetical. The transcript has a single exon. The record is from RefSeq and is a predicted model, not a curated record. Lineage: Eukaryota; Viridiplantae; Streptophyta; Magnoliopsida; Malvales; Malvaceae. Bases 92 to 652 code for a protein of 186 amino acids.
UCCUUUCUUUCCUCCAACAAACCUUCAAUUCUCUUUCAGAAACACAGUUUCAAACCUGAAAUUUCCAUUUGUCGAUUCCAAGCUCUCAUCAAUGGGUCUCUCAGUUGAGAAUUCGGUAACACAAUCUCAUACCCGAACCCACAAAACCUUCCUCAUCACCAACUACAUCCUCUUGGGAGCUGCUUCCGCCUGUAUCUUCCUCAUCCUCUCCCUACGCUUGUUCCCGUCCUUGUGUGGAUUCUUCCUUAUCCUCCUCCACGUCGUCACCAUAGCCGCCGCCGUCUCGGGUUGCUCCGUCGCCACUUCCGGGUCCAACAAGUUCUACGCAGCUCACAUGGUAGUGAUGGUGUUGACAUCGAUAUUCCAGGGCUCGGUUUCGGUGCUUAUAUUGACCCGAACUUCUGACUUCUUGGGGUACUUGAAGUCCUACGUGAGGGAAGAUGAUGGGGCGGUGAUAUUGAAGUUGGCUGGUGGGCUAUGUGUGGCUGUUUUCUGCUUGGAAUGGAUGGUGUUGGGGCUUGCUUUUGUGUUGAGAUACUAUGCCUUUGUGGAAGGUCAUGGGGUUGGCAAUGGCAGCCAAGCAGCAUAUCAGAGAAAUGGGAAGGUUCAAGAUGAAGAUUUGAAGAAGUGGCCAUGGCCAAUCCAAGUUUAAAAAUGAUAAUAUUCAUAUAUGCUUGUCAGAUUGGUUAUUCGUUGAUUUGUUUGUAAUGUUUGGUCGAUUGAAAUUUUAUUUUCGAAAUCAGCAUA